AUGGUGCUUUCAAGCUGUGUGUCUAGUGUUGAGGCAGAUGUGUCAGUGUCAGUGAUGGAGGGAGAUUCAGUCACUCUACUCUCUGGUAUUAAGAAAAACCAAGAAGACAGAAUCAGAUGGUACUGUAAUGACACUCGCAUCGCUCAAAUCAAUGGAGAUCCCAGUAAGACCUGUACAGAUGUUCAGUGUAAUGAAGGAACUGAGAGAUUCAGAGACAGACUGAAGCUGGAUCAUCAGACUGGAUCUCUGACCAUCAGGAACAUCACAACCAAUGACUCUGGAUUUUAUCAACUGAAGAUCUUCAGCAGCAACAGCAUCAGUGAAAAGACCUUCAGUCUUUCUGUCCGUGGUGUUUCUGCUGCUGAACGAGAUAAAAUGAAGAGAAAGUCAGUGAAGGAGGGAGAAUCUGUUACUCUAGAUCCUGGAGUAAUAAAACAACGAAAUCAUGUGAUGACGUGGUAUUUUAAUGACACUCUCAUCGCUGAAAUCACUGGAGAUCCCAACAAGACCUGCACAGACUUUCAUUGUCCUGAGAGGUUCAGAGACAGACUGAAGCUGGAUCGUCAGACUGGAUCUCUGACCAUCAGGAACAUCAGAAUCACAGACUCUGGACUUUAUGAACUAACGAUCAGCAGCAAUAAUCGUCGUCGUCGCCGCCGCAGCAUCAGCAGUGUAAAGAGCUUCGACGUUACUGUCAUUAAUUCAGGUCUGUCUCUGGGUGUUGUAGCAGGUCUGUCUGUUAUUGUUCUUCUGCUGGUGACUGCAGCUGUAGCUCUUGGUGUGAUUUUCUAUCGCUGCAGGAGCUCCAGAGAUGGUCACGAGACUGUGCCGCAGGAACAGGAUUAGUGGGUAACAUGAUUUGUACUGAAGCAUUAUUCCCAUUGAUCCAUCUUUCCCUAAAAUACUGUAGCUAAUGAUCAUCAAGGGGCCAUUGACUCAGAACGGGUUUUUCCAUUCCACCUCGGUACUUUCCGAUUGUUUUUCUGUGUAAUCACAUGCUAGAUAAACG
This is a messenger RNA of Carassius auratus (goldfish), 1009 nucleotides long. RefSeq lists its product as uncharacterized. NCBI's taxonomy places the organism in Eukaryota, Metazoa, Chordata, Actinopteri, Cypriniformes, Cyprinidae. The record is from RefSeq and is a predicted model, not a curated record. The transcript has 5 exons. Bases 1 to 846 code for a protein of 281 amino acids.